UCCUCUCUCCACAAUUAUUCAUCCCCAAGACUUCGGCAAAUAGACUCCUUCAUAGAGGACCCUUCGGAGUAGCGGACAACGUUUCCAAGUGGUGGAAUGUCGUGGAGCGGACCGGUGGCAGGCACCGCACCGUACCAGCCGCCGCAAUAUGCGAAUGGCCAGGCAGGCUUCAGUCAACCUCAGCCAUUCCAGUAUGGCCAACAACUAGCAUACGGGCAAUAUCAAUCUGGACCAUCAUUUCCCCAGCCGGCCGCGCCUCAGCGCCCGCCCGACAGCAGAGCGCCUAAGAAGAAGGGCAAUCCUAUAAUCACGCGAUAUCCUCCUCCACCAGGCUAUCGCGGUCCCGCCCAGCCUCAAGGACCGUUCGGCACUAACCAGUAUCCAAACCAGUAUCAACAGCCACACCAACCGUACCCGCAAGGCCCUCCAGCACCUCCUGCUUAUUCAAAUCAAGGCUACCAGGCCGCUCCCCCAACGCCAGCAUAUUCGCCACAGAGCUAUGGGCCUCCUCAGACUCAUCCGCAGCAGCCGACAUAUCCUCAGGCCGGUUAUCCGCAGACACCGACCUAUCAGUGGCCUCAGCAUCAACAGAGCUAUCCCCGGCAACCGGCCUAUUCGCAAACCCCAAGCUAUCCUAAUGGCCAAGGUUAUGCUCCGCCCCAUAAUACCUACCAGGGGUAUCCACCUCAACCAGCGCCAGUAGACGCAAAUCAACAAGCGUACCCCCAAGCCCAAGGCUGGCCACAAUCGAAUGAACAAGCCGCCUAUCCCACAGCUAGUCAAUACAACUCCUUUAACGGCCCUCCGAACGGGCUUCCCGGGCCUGAUCCAAAUGCCACACCGACCCCGACGUCGGCCUAUCCUGCCACAACUCAAACUACUCCGACGCUUGGCCAGCCAGAAAGUGUUACAAGCGCACCAGGAGAGAAACCACAGUUGUUUUUGGCAUGGGAUGAUUGGGACUUUGACUUCGACGGUGCUAUCUGGCCAAAGGCUAACGAGCCUGUUGAUCCGAAUUUGAGUCUAGGUGUCAUAAUUUGGCGCCCCGCCAAACAGGUGACGCGCGCGCUGCCUUCAACGUUUUCCGACGCCGAAGAGCAAGCGCUCAAACCGCCUGCAGAGAAGCUUGGCAACGGAGAGUCGGUGUCCAUCUACUUUACGCCGGAGAACUCGCACGAGGCUUUCUUGGACGUGAGGCAGACCGACGAGUGGGAUAAGAUCAAGAGAGAUCCGAUUUUUGUGGUUUUUACAGACGAAGAGAUGUCUCGAAAUCUCGUGUCGAUCGAAGAGUGCAUUGCAUUGCGUGACCGCCCUGAUGAGCCUCUGCACGACGUCAAAGAGGAAGAAGACGAAGAGAUGCACGACUCGACAUGGAAUGUUAUGGACCACCUUGAGCAGGUACUGUCAGCCAAUACUGAGGACCCUAAACCCAUGAUGCCCCGUCAAGAAACGGAUCUAUCGAGAGACCAGAUGCAGGAGGACAUACUUGCAAGACUAGGAGUGACGGGAACUCCAAAACCACCGUCGAAUGAUCCGAUGGCAAUCCCCUUCCCCUUUGACGAAAAGCCUUCAGCUUCCUUACCCGAGAAGCCUCCCGCACCGCCACCCGCUCAGAUUCCUCCACGUCCAGAACAGGGCCCGCAUAGGGCACAUUCUUACGGUGGCCAUGGCAACUCCACAUAUGGAGCUCCGCCCCAACGUCCCUAUGGCUCUAUGUCAUCCUCCCUACACUCACGGCCGCCGCCUCCAGGCCGCCAACCUUACGAUCCUUGGAAUGCCAGCAAUUCGCAGAAUCAGCCCAACGGUCACGCUUUUGAUGGCUCGCGAGAAAGCCCUGCACGCUCUGAAGGCAGCAAUCGAACGCUUGCCGGCUCCGACUUUGAACCCGAGAAGCCUGCUACCAAUGGGGCUGAUAAAGCUCCCCCGCCUGUGCCAUCACUGAAACGCAGUGACAGCUCCUUGACCCGUAAAAGGAGUUACGAAGAUUCGGACCAAGACGACGAGAAACUGCGUCAACAAGACGACCAUACAAAGCGCAAGCGACGUUCCGAAGUCGCUGCCGCCUAUAGUCGGCGCUAGAACGCCAAGUCUUGCUUAUCGAACCUAUCCUAAGUCGUACACGUACAAUAUCCUCCGCGUUUCACUGAGAAACUACGGAAGGCUAGACUCUAGUCACCUACUCGAAUCUUUGUU
Molecule: messenger RNA, 2193 nt
Organism: Trematosphaeria pertusa
Lineage: Eukaryota; Fungi; Ascomycota; Dothideomycetes; Pleosporales; Trematosphaeriaceae
Exons: 4
Coding region: 97-2079 (660 amino acids)
Source: RefSeq, a predicted model, not a curated record